This is a messenger RNA of Aplosporella prunicola CBS 121167, 2626 nucleotides long. RefSeq lists its product as uncharacterized. NCBI's taxonomy places the organism in Eukaryota, Fungi, Ascomycota, Dothideomycetes, Botryosphaeriales, Aplosporellaceae. The transcript has 2 exons. Gene Ontology annotation, molecular function: transmembrane transporter activity. Gene Ontology annotation, biological process: transmembrane transport. The record is from RefSeq and is a predicted model, not a curated record. The coding region runs from base 295 to 2130 and encodes 611 amino acids. Gene Ontology annotation, cellular component: membrane.
CUACUACCUACUACCUACUACCUACUACCUACCGUCUUCCAAACCCACGAAACAAGUCUACCCUUGAGACAUGUCGGCGGCGGGGCCGCAGACGUCGGAAGGAAUGGAUGAAAAGAUGGUGUUGAUGGGACGGCGGAGCGGAAGGCGGUCAGGGCGACCUACCUAGCUCGAGCUGCGGCCGGCCGGCAGCGUCAUCGGGCAGCUUGCCUCGCGCGCGCGCUUCAUCUCGCUUUCGAGGGCCAGUACAGCAUCCCUUGCGAUUCCCUAUUCCUAUUCCAUGUCUCAGUCACAAUAAUGCCAGCUCCGCGUCAUGAGGCUGGCGCCAGUCACAUCGACAAGCUCGAUUAUCACCCCCCUACCAGCACCACGCGUCUGCUGCAGGGCGAGGAUCAGCUGGACAUGAGCCACACACAUGACUCCUCCGGCCGCCCCAGCCAGGCAACCUCCUACGCUGGCAGCUUCUUCGAGCACGUCGCCGAGGGCAUCUUAGAGCGCGACCGCCAGAAAAUGCGCCACCACGUCCUUCGCUAUGGCAGCUUUGUCUGCGCCGUUAUCAGCUGCCUGGCUGCUGGCUCCAUCACGGCCUAUUCGCUCUACGCGCCCUUGUUCCAGUCGCACCUCCGCUACUCGCAGUUCCAGGUCAACAUAGUCUCCAUCACCGCCGAGCUUGGCAUGUACCUGCCGGUGCCACUGUUCGGCUACAUCUGCGACCGUUACGGCCCCAGACUCUCGUCACUCCUUUCCGCCUUUCUCUUUGGACUUGGCUACCUUUUGGCCGCUUUCACUUAUCGCGCUGGGCCAAAUGGCUGGCCCUUCGGCGUCAUGGUCUUGGCUUUCGUCCCCGUUGGCAUGGGCACAAGCGCUAUGUACUUCAGCGCCUUGACAACUUGCGCCAAGAACUUCGGUCGUGGUAAUAACAAGGGCAUCGCGCUGGCAGUUCCUGUUGCGGCGUUUGGGCUAAGCGGCAUGUGGCAGAGCCAGGUCGGUAGCCGACUGCUGUACGAGCGUCGACCGGACGGCUCCCAUGGUGACGUUGAUGUCUUCAAGUAUUUCCUGUUUUUGGCUAUUUUCCUGCUGGUCGUCGGGUUAAUGGGUGCCCUGACGCUUUAUGUUGUAGACGAAGAAGAGAUGAUCGAUGAGGCCGUUGACGAACUUGAGCGCAGCGGCCUGUUGCACGAAGACGAAUUCUUCCACCGCGCCGCCCACCACCAUGGCUAUGGCACCAUGGCGCCGCAGGAUCUCUCCGAUUCUCAAUUCUCUUUCUUGCGCAAUGAGGCUCAAGAAAUGAAGCUACACGAGGAGCAAGAACGCGCAAAGAAGAACUGGCUUCUCAACGAAGAGACGCGGCGUUUCCUUACCGACAAGACCAUGUGGUGGCUCGCAGCCGGAUUCUUCCUAGUCACUGGCCCCGGCGAAGCCUUCAUCAACAACCUCGGCACCAUAAUCGGCACGCUCUACGACCCGCCCACAGCGGUCGUCGACUCCUCCCAAGCGCACACGACGCCUGCAACACACGUCUCCAUCGUCGCCAUCACCUCCACCAUCGCCCGUCUACUCGCCGGCACGCUAUCCGACUUUCUCGCUCCCGCUCCCGCCAGUCCCCGCCAAGGCCUGGACUCCCUUGCAUCCUCGAUCGAAACGCUGCCCCCGCGCAACCGCCGCUUUACGAUGUCUCGCAUGACGUUCCUGCUGGGCUUCUCGCUGCUGCUCUCACUGGGGCAGGCCUUGCUCGCCUCAGGCUUUAUCCAGCACCACGCGGAGCGCUUCUGGGUCAUCUCUGCGUUCAUUGGCGCAGGGUACGGCGCCGUGUUCUCGCUGGUGCCAAUUGUCAUUGCGGCAGUUUGGGGCGUCGAGAACUUUGGCACGAAUUGGGGCAUUGUAGCAAUGAUGCCGGCGGUGGGCGCGGCGGUGUGGGGUGUGGUUUAUAGCGCGGUUUACGACUGGGGGUCCGCUAUUGGUGAUGAUGGCAAUGAGAGCGGGAUGGGCGAUGAGGACGUGCUGUGCUAUGGUACCAAGUGCUAUGCGCCCACUUUUUGGGCUAUGGCUGUCAGCGUGUGGUUGGCGUGUGGGUUGUGGUUGUGGGCGUGGAGAGGACCUGGCGGAUGGGUGAGGAGAGGAGUUGCGGUUUGAGCGUAGUGUUGGGUGUUUGUAGGUUGGUGCGCGAUUGAUUUCGUAGAUACUCCCUCUUUUUUUUUUUUUUUCUUUAUCUUUUUUCAUACAUCUCUCACUCUCUGUGUCGAUGGUCAUCUGGGUUUCGGGAUACACAUCGGCGUCCAUCGGGUCGGGUGCAUGGCGUGGGCGUCAAGUUUUCUUCUGCAUCGAGCUUGAGUGCUGGCCAGUCACUGGACUAAGGCGGGUCUCACAUAUUCUUAGGGGUGAUUACACACCCUGGGACUGGCAUAGAAGAAGCAAAGGAAGCUUUUGCACUUGCUUGUGCGCUUUUCCACUUGUGUGGUGUUGAUGUCAUUGAUUGUGGCUUGAAUUAAAUACCAUGCUCCUUCACUUUCUUCAGUUUUAUAUGCGUACACAUGCACACCAAAGCAACACCCAUACGCCGUGUGCAAUUUAGCCAGCUUUUCACCCUUACGCUCAACCUAGAUUUACCACUAGCGAGAUAGGGAACGAU